Molecule: messenger RNA, 744 nt
Organism: Fimicolochytrium jonesii
Lineage: Eukaryota; Fungi; Chytridiomycota; Chytridiomycetes; Spizellomycetales; Powellomycetaceae
Product: ricin B lectin domain-containing protein
Exons: 2
Coding region: 235-666 (143 amino acids)
Source: RefSeq, a predicted model, not a curated record
UCCUCCGUCUUGCAAAAUCCGUAACACCGUCUAUGCUAAGUAAGUCACCCGUCAAGAUACACGGUCCACCAUCUAUGAUCCACCAUGUACUGUACCGUCGACUAUGGUACCCUCCACGCUCCACAGCAAUCAUCAAUGCGAGCGAGGGGCCGGUGAAAUUCAUAUAAAAAGGGGGAUGGACCCUUUUCCGACAGACAUCCCACAGUAUCCCUUGAAAUAAGCCGAAAACCAACAAUGUUCUUCGCAAAGCUCGCCAUCGUCACCCUCCUUGCGGUCAGCGCCAACGCGGGCAUCAUGGUGAACCUCAGGAACAGCUUCGGCAAAUGCCUUGACGUUCCCUACGGCAACCGGCUACAAGGUCAAGCCCUCCAGGUCUGGGACUGCAACGGUGGUGACAACCAACAGUGGGCCAUUACAGACGGUGCGGACUUCUGGGUCGUGUCCGGCAGCCUCUGCCUUGACACCAGGGGCAAUGGUCCUGGAAGGACCACCGCUGAGCUUUGGGAAUGUAGCAACAAUGUUGGCCAGAAAUGGCACUGGGCCGGCCACUCCCUCGUCAACGGCUACGGCUACUGCCUCGACACCAACGGUAACAUCGCAGACUCGGGUACGGCGGUUAAUGUCUGGGAUUGCAACGGCUCCGCCGGGCAGGGAUGGUACUACUAAGCUGUAUUGUAAUGGAUUGAAAAGAUGUUAGAUUACUGUAGAACCGUUACCGUUAAGUUGGGGUGACGAUUAGAAGCU